Racocetra persica is the source of this 430-nucleotide messenger RNA. The record is from the annotation of a GenBank genome assembly. Lineage: Eukaryota; Fungi; Glomeromycota; Glomeromycetes; Diversisporales; Gigasporaceae.
AUGCCAGUUGCAAACGUAUGCAUUUCAAAAGGAUCUAAAAUACUUCAUGGUUGGUAUAUCCAUUCUAUCCCAUAUGAGAUGUCUAUUAAAGAUUUUUUUGAAAAACUUGUUACAAGUAAAAUAUCUCCAGAAUGCAAUAUUUCUAUAAAUUCUUUGGAAAUAAUUGAUCGUAUUGAACUAAGCCAAAUAUUAGGUGCAACAGCUAUUCAAACCAGUCACAGUUGUGGAAUAAUAGAGCUAACCAAGAUAUUUGGCAUAAAUAUACACUAUAUUCUUAAACCCAAUGAUAACAUAACUUCUCUAAUUCUUCAACAUGGAGGAGGAUGGUCUUUAGCUGAAUAUGCUAAUAUACAAGGAAAAAAAUUUGUUAGUUGUUUAUCUGAAGCAAUUUGGUAUAUUGAUAUGCAUGGUCACAAAAAAUUUGAAGAAU